CGCGAACAUGGCGCCGCCCGAGCGCGCCGACGCCGCGAACGCGAAGGCGAUCGACGACGCCGCGCGCGAUGCACUGUUCGGCGCGCUCCUGCGCAAGGGUGGUAAUCGUGCGUGCUUCGAUUGCGGAUCGCCGUGCCCGAAGUGGACGUCGAAAAACUUUGGCGUCUUCGUCUGUCUCGACUGCUCGGGCGUCCAUCGAUCGCUCGGGGUGCACGUGAGCAUGGUGAAGAGCGCGAACAUGGAUCGGUGGAGCGCGAACGAGCUGGACGUGUUCAGGGUGACGAAAGGGAACGAUAAGGCGAGGGCGUUUUUUUCAAAGCACGGGUGGAGCGCGGCGGAACGAGGACGCAUCGGGCAAAAGUAUACGUCUCGAGCGGCGAUGUUGUACGCGAAACAGAUCGCGAAGGAGGUCGAGGCGUUGAGGUCGAGUGGGGAGGCGCCGACGUCGCCGAGAUCGCCACGGGGGGGGGACGUGUUGGAGGAGGAUGACUUUUUCAAACUCGCCGAGAAGGAAGCCGCGCCGGCGGCGGCGAAGAAGGUGGUGGAGUCGAAACCGGCGGAAGUGGCGGUGAAACGCGCGGUAGAGGUGAAGAAACCAUUACCGUCGAAGCCGAGAAGUUCGAUUUUCGCGAAACGGCCGAUGAUGAGCUUACCGAAGACGAAAACUGGGCCGGGAGCGAUGGCAAAGGCGCCUGCGACUUCGCCGGGCUUUACUUCAACCGAACCGCUGGCGGAAGAAGAGGAACCGGCAAUGGGCGAGCAAUCGGAUGAAGAAGAAGUCACCGUCGUGUCGCCCCCAGCGCCCGCCGUCGCACCGCCGGCGCCGGCGCCGGUCGAAGUGAAGAAGCCUUCGAACAUUGGUCGCUCGGCUGAUGGGCACGUGACAUUGCUCAAUCCCAAGUUCACCUCGAGCGCGCCGCAACAACAGAAGUCGAGUCCAAGCGGGACUUACAGACCGAACUACUACACCAACCCAGAUCCGCGUUACGGUUUGCACAAUACGCAAGGCGCACAAGCUCCACAAGCUUCUGCGGGAAGAUACUCAUCGCCAGCAGCGAACAGUUCUUCGUACGGCAAUUACGGCAACAUGAGUUCGGCGUCGUCAAACCAGUACGGCCAGCGCGACGGGAGAUUUGAUGGGUUCGACGGUGACGACACCGAUUUGAGUGCGCGCGAUCUCAUGCAAAAAAUGUCACUCGCCGCGAAGAACGAUUUGCACGCUGUGAAGAAUGUCGCCAGUCGUGUUGGAUCGACGUUGCGCUCAGCCGCCAAUAGUCUUUACGACGAGUUGCAAAAGAGUUAGAAAUGUUUGUUGUAACAACAC
Molecule: messenger RNA, 1324 nt
Organism: Ostreococcus lucimarinus CCE9901
Lineage: Eukaryota; Viridiplantae; Chlorophyta; Mamiellophyceae; Mamiellales; Bathycoccaceae
Exons: 1
Coding region: 8-1303 (431 amino acids)
Biological process (GO): COPI coating of Golgi vesicle
Molecular function (GO): GTPase activator activity
Source: RefSeq, a predicted model, not a curated record